AUGACAAAUUUAAGUCAAGCUCUGUGUUCUAUUCAAAACGCUCAACAAGCACAUCGACGCUCUUUGUCGGUCCCGUUUUCCAAACUGGUCUGGUCUCUUUUAAAAAUUUUACUUGUUCACGGUUAUAUUAAAGGUUUUUUUCGUCAAAAAGGGUCUAUUAAUAUUUUUCUAAAGCAAAACGAAGAGGGUAAGGGUCUCAGAAAAAUUCAGCAAAUUUCUCGAUCGAAACAAAGAGUUUAUGUUUCCUGUAAAAAGUUGCCCACUCUGGAAAAUGGGUUAGGCCUUUUAAUCCUUUCCACACCUAAGGGUGUGUGUACAAGCCAACAAGCCCAAAAGAAUCGUGUUGGGGGUGAGAUCCUUUGCCAAGUUUUUUAA
This is a messenger RNA of Bathycoccus prasinos, 375 nucleotides long. NCBI's taxonomy places the organism in Eukaryota, Viridiplantae, Chlorophyta, Mamiellophyceae, Mamiellales, Bathycoccaceae. The record is from the annotation of a RefSeq genome assembly.